GAAUUAUUCAAGGAGUCUCGCGAGCUGUUGCGACAGAGUUCAGCUGUUUUAAACACCGAAGACUUCAAGGUGCCACAAUGGAGCUGUCAAAUUAAACACCAGGAAGUGAUCUUUAACAGGCCUCUGUAGGAAUGGAGAACGGAGGCUCAUUGAUGGACAUGCUAGACUAUGGAGAGGCAUUGUGGGAGAACGCAGAGAAGAACAGGUGCAUCCUGUGCCGUUUCAUCAACCCCAACAAAAUGACUUCAUACCUGCGGCAAUGCAAAGUCAUCGAUGAGCAGGAUGAAGAUGAAGUGCUGAACUCUCGUCUGCUCGAGUCAAAACCCAACCGAGCAGGUCGGCUGCUUGAUAUCCUGCACACAAAGGGGGAGCGUGGCUAUGUGGUGUUUUUAGAGAGUCUGGAGUUGUACUACCCUGACCUUUACAAACUCAUCACAGGGAAGGAGCCGACUCGCAGAUGCUCUAGUAUAGUUGUGGAAGAGGGGCAGGAAGGGCUCAUUCAGUUUUUAAUGAAUGAGGUCAUAAAGCUGCAGCACCAGUCCAAGGCUAAAGAUGUGCAACGAGUUGACUUCAUGACCAAAUGCCGCACGCUAGAAGACGAGCAAAAGAAGCUUCGGCUGGCCAACAAGGAGCUGCUUACUUUCCAGGAGCGCUACAAUAAGAUGAAAGAAGAGCGCAAUAACUAUAAUGAUGAACUCAUCAAGGUGAAGGAUGACAACUAUCAGCUGGCUAUGCGGUAUGCCCAGCUCAGCGAGGAGAAGAACAUGGCAGUUAUGAGGAGCCGAGACCUGCAGCUAGAGAUUGACCAGCUAAAACACAAACUCAACAAGUUGGAGGAGGAGUGUAAAAUGGAGAGGAGACAGUCUUUGAAAUUGAAGAAUGACAUUGAGAACCGACCUCGGAAGGAGCAGAUAUUUGAGCUGGAGCGUGAGAAUGAGGUCUUGAAGAUCAAACUCCAGGAGUUGCAGUCCAUCAUACAGCCGGGACCUCUACCUGAUUCAGACAAGGCCAUUCUGGAUAUCCUGGAGCAUGAUCGACAGGAAGCUCUGGAGGAUCGUCAGGAGCUCGUCAACAGACUCUAUAACCUGCAUGAGGAGGUUCGACAGGCUGAGGAGCUCAGGGACAAGUAUCUGGAAGAGAAGGAAGACCUUGAAUUAAAGUGCUCCACUUUGGUGAAGGACUGUGACAUGUACAAGAACCGCAUGAAUACCAUCAUGGUUCAGCUUGAAGAGGUGGAACGUGAGCGAGACCAGGCUUUCAAGUCAAGAGAUGAUGCCCAACAUCUUGCUUCUCAGUGUCUGAUUGAUAAAGACAAGUACCGCAAACAAAUAAGGGAGUUGGAAGAAAAGAGUGAUGAACUUCAAAUUGAGACUGUACGUAAAGAAGCCAAGAUUGUCAACUUGGAGUGCAAACUGAGACGGAUGUCAAAGGAAAAUGGUCUGGAUCAGAGUUUGCCACGAGACAUUACUCCACAAAUUAUAGCUCAGCAAUUUGGCCCGCCUGACCCAAAUACAGGAGGACCUUCUGAAGACUCUGGAGAAGAAACUGUUGAUGACCAAGAACAGAGGUUGAAACGCAGACAUAACCUCAAGGCCAGGGUUGGCAGACCAAAAUCUCCAGCUAUUGGACCCAAAAGUCUGCAGUUCCAAGCCAUGCCAUUCACCAAUGGAGAUCUGUCUGAACUGGCAGCCGCUGACAGCACAAGUCCUACCAAUGCCAACUUAAUGAAUACUCCUAUCAUACCCACUCCUACUGUUGGAGAGAUCUACAGUAAAAAUCUGCGUUACCGUAAUGACAGCAUCUUGUCCACCAUGCCCGAACCUCCAGACCAGCAAUCCAUUGUCAGGAGGAUAAAGGAGAACCCAAACUCUCAGUACAAGUGUAUUCCCUUUUCAGAUACUGCAGAUACUGACAGUGGAGACAAUGCAGAUAUGGAUGACCAUGACAUAGAUAUUUCCUCUUACGGGCCUUCAUCCAUUCACUCAUCUUCAUCUUCCCACCAGUCUGAGACAAUGGACACAUAUGAUCUGGAGCAAGUCAAUAACAUCUUCAGGAAAUUCUCUUUGGAGAGACCGUUCCGUCCUUCACUGACCUCAGUCCCUCCUCGCAGCUUGUUGCGGACAGUGCAGAGCCUUACUCUGUCAGGAGAAAACCUUUUAUCAGAAAUCACUCUGAUUGGUGGAAAUGAUAGUGGCAUUUUUGUGUCCUCUGUCCAGUCCGGUUCUAAUGCAGAGCGAGCCGGAGUUAUAGUUGGACACCAUCUCUUGAUGCUGGAGGGCAGUGUCCGUGGAGAAGCCCAGAGCUUGGCUUUAGACACAUGCACCAAGGAGGAAGCUCACUGGACCCUGCAGAGAUGUUCUGGACAGGUGCAUCUCCACUACAAGUCCAACUAUGACAGCUACAGACAGCUGCUGAAAGACAUUGAAGAUGGCACUGUGGUAUCUGGAGACUCCUUCUACAUACGUCUCAAUCUAAACAUCUCCAGCCAAUCAGACAACUGCUCAUUGAAUGUGAGAUGUGAUGAGGUUCUCCACGUGCUGGACACCAUGCACCAGGGCAAGUGCGAGUGGCUGUGCGCUCGUGUGGAUGCUUUUACAGACAAGGACCUGGAGAGAGGCACUAUACCGAGCUAUUCCAGAGCCCAGCAGCUCCUCUUGGUGAAGAUUCAGAAGCUGAUGUGCAGAGGAAGUCGAGAGGAAGCCGACACUCUGCGAGGGCUCCGGAACACUCUACAACCUGAGGAACCCACACCAUCCCCAGACCCCAAGUCCAGCCCACGCCUGUCCAGAGCCAGUAUCUUCAUCUGUCAGAUAUUACAGUUUGUCAGCAGAGUGGAUAACAAGUACAAGAGGAUGAACAGCAAUGAGCGUGUCCGCAUUGUCAAUGGAGGGAAUCCAUCAUCAGUCUCUAGACCAGGCUUUGAAACAUUGAGGCCUGAGGAUUCAUCUGACCCAGAGAGUGACUUAAAUAAGAGCUUGAACCUGAUUCCAUAUAGUCUGGUGACUCCUCAUCAAUGCCAAAACAAAAGGCCUGUCCUCUUCACCCCCAGUGUCCUGGCCAAGACCAUUGUCCAGAAGUUCCUUAAUCUUGGAGGGGCUAUGGAAUUCAAUAUCUGCAAACCAGACAUUCUAACAAAAGAUGAAUUCCUCAUGAAACAGAAGAUAGAGCCCAUCAUUUAUUCCAAAGAAAAGCAGGGAGGCACAUAUGAAUGCAUCACCCCAGAAAAUAUCGAAGCAGUUGCCUUCAAGAAAAAGCACUGUCUACUGGAAGCUGAUCUGAAUUGUGUGAAAGACCUGCUGAGAAGAGAGAUAUACCCCAUCGUGAUUUUCAUCAAAAUCUGUGAAAGGAACAUAAAAAAAUUAAGAAGGUUGCCUCUCAAGGUGGACUCUGAGGAGGAGUUUUUAAAGAUGUGCCGCUCCAAAGAGAAGGAGCUCGAGACUCUGCCAUGCUUGUAUGCCAACGUGGAGCCGGACUCUUGGGGUGGGGUGGAGGACCUCCUUAAAAUCAUCAAGGACAAGAUUUUUGAAGAGCAAAAGAAGACGGUUUGGGUGGAGCAGGAUCUACUCUAGGUGACCUAUUGUAACCUAACCAUGAGAGCAGAUAAGGAUACGGCUCACAUGCGGCUUAUGGCAUGUCUGCACACCUAAAAUCUGUCUGUUUCCAGUUCGGGGGUGGUAUGUAUGCAGCACAGGCAUGUGUACAGGAAGUGACUCUGUCAAAGGCCGUAGCGUGGUAUUGUGUGUUUCUCUUGCAGUAAAAAGAAGAAAAACGUGGACAAGGAAUUCUUGAGGUAUUCAUAGUAAGCAGUGGAAAUGUUCUCACCCCAAAGCUUCUUAUCUAUUAUUCUCCUGAAGCGAAGCUGUUGUCAAUAAAACAUUAUCCUGCCCACUCGCCGCCUGUAAAACUCAAUAGAGAACUGCCCAAUGCAUUGUGCUUCAGUUGUGACCACAAACAAAAUGUAUGUGUAUAUAGCUGUAAAUUAAAUCUGAUGCCUUUAUUAUUGCAGUAGCCAUGUGUUUUUAUCUUUUGAAGGCACGUUACAUAGAUUCAUUAAUUAAUUUGUUACUUAUAUAUUUAUUUUUACAUGAGCCCACCGUAUGUCAGCUGAAAUGUGUUUUCUCAAAUGUUAUGGUUAGCUUUAAUAUGGAUAACACAAGUGUGGCUUAUCUCUUUGCCUGUUUCAGCUAUUACUUUUGUAUGUGCCAAGAUUUUGAGCAUUGCUUACUCUAGUACAAAGGCAUUAACUAUGUUUGUUUUUACAUUUUGAGCUCAUAACUGUAAUUAGCAUCUUGUGAAGCUAUUUUUUACAGGUAUGUCAGCAUUAUCUUUUAGUCCUUUGGUAAUUUAUGUUUAAGUUGUCAUUGAUUGUUCUAAAAACUACCACCAGACAUCCUUGGUAUGUUCUGCCCUAAAGUGGGAACUCAUUUUGUCUAGAUAUUAUCGUACAAAUGGUCUUUAUGUGUGAGAGCUAUUUCUGGUGCAUAACAUAAUGUUCUUAUCUAAGUACACUUUUUGUAGAUGAAGAUCUAGUACACUGCUUGGCAUUCAAACAUGAAAUGAAUGGUUUAUAGGUAGUUGACUACAUGUACAUGAUUUUUUAAUUUUUUUCAACAUCAAGAUUUUAGGUUAAAAAAUGUAUAUGAAUGUAUGGGAGAUCCUAUCGCAACUUGUCAAGAAAAUCUCCUGGUCCUAUUUUACUCCAAAAUCAAAGAAAGAAACAAGAAAUUAUAUAUUUUAUAAAGACAAUAGGCCUGAAAUGAUUAGUCAACGUUAUCGACAAUUUUCUUGUCGAAUAGUCGUUUGUUGUCAUUUAGCGUAACACGAGACCACAUUAAACUGUAAUGAUGAUGCGUGAGAGCAGCACUGCAGCUCGCGCCUGAAUGAGGAGAGGAAGAAAACAGCUCACAGUCCAGAUGCACUCUAAACUUUCCAAACAUCUUCAGGUGAUGUAGAUCGCGAAAAUACAAAACAAGUAAAUACAUUCGUUGUGUAAUAAGCGGAGCCGGAGCUCUUUAAAGGAAACACCCCGGCGUUACAUUUUAAAUGCAGUUAUAUUUAAUGCGUUAUAGCUUCAUUAAAGUUCACAUAAUACGGAAGAGGAUCAUGUAAAUAACUACAAACUCUUUUCACAGGCAUUUCUCUGUGCGGUCAGCGCCUCUUCUAUGAGUUGCGUGAAGUGUCCCGAUCUAAGGGGGAGAGAUUGAAAUUGCACCUGGCUGAUGCACAAUCUGUCGUGGGGACGCUAAUCCCUCGAGCGCGCAGUUGCUGCAGCUAGAUUAUAAUGUGAUGGUUCGUGACUUAUUGAAUCAUAAUAUAUUUGUCACUGUACAUUUCUUAUCGUGAAUAAAAUUGGCAAUACGCAGCUUUAUUAAUAAGAGAGAGUUCGUUUUUUGUGUGAGUUAAAGAUGGAUUGAAGUGAACAGAAAUGUGAGAGAGGGUAGUCUUUGCCCCAUUAUAAGCUGCAACAAAAUACAUUUUUGAUUUGUUUUUGUUUUGGCUUGUUUUCCAAUAUAAAUAUCUUAAACUCCUUUAAAACAACGUACAUUUUCUUUAGCAGCUAUACUGCAGAAUACAUUUUUUUUUUUAUCUGAGAAUGUUAUAUUAAAAAAUAUUAUGAAUUUAAUAUUAAACAUUUUAAUAUUUUAAAAUAUCUAAAAAUCCUUUUAAAAAAGAUGCAUUUACCUGAGAAGCAGCAUAUAAGAUAUUUGAACUUACUUUUAGAGAAUAGAUCUUGAAUAUAAGUAUAUUUUGUCUUUACUGCACUCGCUGAAGUAUAACCAAGUGAAAAAAUACACUUAUAUUUCUCUUAAAGCAAGUCUAAAUAUCUUAUAUGUUGCUUCUCAAGUAAAUGUAUCUUGUUUUAAGGAUUUUUAGACAAUUUUAAAUUUUAAAACACUUGAUAACAAUAGGAUUUUUUUGCAGUGAAUUUCUUUACUGAAUUAAACUUAAUAAAAUGUAUUUUUGGAGCCUGGGUAGCUCAGCAAGUAAAGACGCUGACUACCACACCUGGAGUCGCAAGUUCGAAUCCAGGGCGUGCUGAGUGACUCCAGUCAAGCUUCCUAAGCAACCAAUUGGCCUGGUUGCUUGGGAGGGUAGAGUCCCAUGGGGUAAACUCCUCGUGGUCACUAUAAUGUGUGGUUCUCGCUCUCGUUGGGGCGCGUGAUGAGUUGUGUGUAGAUGCCGCGUAGAAUAGCGUGAUGCCUUCACGUGCGCUAGGUCUCCGCGGUAACUUGCUCAACAAGCCACAUGAUAAGAUGCACGGAUUGACUGUCUCAGACGUGGAGGCAACUGAGAUUCAUCCUCUGCCACCCGGAUUGAGGCGAGUCACUACACCACCACGAUGAAUUAGAGUGCAUUGGGAAUUGGGCAUUCCAAAUUGGGGAGAAAAGGGGAGAAAAUGUUUCCCCCUUUAAUUCAGUGAAUGUCAUUUAGAGGUAUUUUUAAAAGAUGAUUUUGUCCUCUUUAUUGUUAGUAAACACAUUUAAUACAACCUUUUAAGUCGGGGCACAAGCUGAAUAAUCGGUUAAGAGCUAAUGAUUAAUCACUGCAAUAAUCGUCGAAUAAUCGUUCUAAUAAUCGUUAUCAAAAUAAUCGUUGCAGCCCUAAAAGACAAUAAGGCCUACAUUUAGGAACAUUAACAUUGUUUGCAUAGUGUCAUUAUUUUGAGCACAUUUUAUAUAUACAAGUGUAUAGUUUAGGUGCUGUAAAGUGUGUAUUUGAGGUGUUUUUUUUUUGUUUGUUUGUUUUUUUAUUCAAAUAAAUAGUCCUGUGGUGUGACAAUUACAUUUUAAUAAAUAUUUCAUGUAGAGAAAAAAAGUUUAAGAUGAAGUAUCGCAUGUUAUGCUGCAGUACACUGCUGUCACUGUAUAACAUUUCAGUUAUACUUCCUAUCUUGCCUUUCUGAUUUAAAGAUACAGCAUACAGAUGUGAAUACCGGUAUACUAUAUUUAUUGUUUAAAUUAAUACCAUUCAAAAAGUAACUUUCUAUACCACAAAGCUCCAUAUUAACACAUAUUUAAUAAAAAUAUACAGCCAUUUCUAUUGCGGAAGAUGGCAUAGUCAUUUUCUGAUGUAUUAAGUUUGUAAAUGUAUUAUUAUUAUUAAUGUUGUCUUAUCCAGGGGUAAAUACUAUGGGAGGGUCACCAAAUUGUCAAUUUUUCAUUCAAUAUAGUAAAGAAACUUUACUGUUUGUUGUCCUCCUCUCAGCUGUAAAGAGAUUGAUGCCUCUUGAUCUUUUUUAUCAUUUUUAUUUAUUUUCUUUUUUACAUUUUUGGGAAAAAGACACAACAAUGGACUUUAUGCAGCUGACACAACAAUGUAUGGUGUGUUUUAUAUUAAAUUGUUUUGAGAAGCAGCAUUUAUGUGUGCUAUAAUUUGAUAUGCACAUCCAGCUGAAAAUGCAUACAGUUAUCAGAGUUAAAACUCACUAGAUGCAUCUGCUGCAGAUCUUUUGCAUGCACACUAUGCUUCAGAAAGAAACUGACAAAUGUUUGCUGUCGAAAUGAAAACUGAAAAACAAACGGCUUGAAAAGAGGAGAAAUCCUGGACAGAGUGUGUCAUGAAAGCAGCAGUGGAAAUUUCAGUUGCUCCCUGACUGCAGACAUCUUGUUGCUUUAUGUGGUGUUGGUGCUGGUUCCUCUCAGAGUAGCGUCACUUGCAGACAACAACUCUGACGGUAAACCAACUUUCCACUGUGAUUGUAAAUACCAUGCAAGAAUCUCUCUGAUCUGUCACUGUUUACUAAAACAAAGGGAAAUGGGUUUCAUUUAACUGAAUGCCUCGCAUAAGAUUGUAUACAACUCUGCUAAAGUUUGUCAUGAAGUUAGAGAGAAGGACUAUCACCACUAUUUAGUUAUGGGCCAGUUGUUUUGCAGAACGAAAUGCCCUGUUUGCUUUAUAGUAUGUCAGUUUAUUUUUUACCCAUUUUACGAUUCUUUCAUGAAAGGGGGAA
Molecule: messenger RNA, 7951 nt
Organism: Myxocyprinus asiaticus (Chinese sucker)
Lineage: Eukaryota; Metazoa; Chordata; Actinopteri; Cypriniformes; Catostomidae
Product: caspase recruitment domain-containing protein 11-like
Exons: 24
Coding region: 132-3569 (1145 amino acids)
Biological process (GO): regulation of apoptotic process
Molecular function (GO): protein binding
Source: RefSeq, a predicted model, not a curated record